Zea mays is the source of this 625-nucleotide messenger RNA. RefSeq lists its product as uncharacterized. The record is from RefSeq and is marked validated. The transcript has a single exon. Bases 119 to 481 code for a protein of 120 amino acids. Lineage: Eukaryota; Viridiplantae; Streptophyta; Magnoliopsida; Poales; Poaceae.
ACUCCCAACCAAACCGUCGCUAACUAUCACUAGUCGCCGUGUGGUGGUCGUCGUCAUAUCCCUCGCCUCUGCCUCGACCGCCCGAUCGCCCAUAGCCUGCUGGCCUGCUCUGCUAGCCAUGGACCGGUCCAAGUCGUACGCGGGCGGGCGCAUGCAGAUCGAGCCGUACUACGGCGGCGGCGGCGGCGGAGGAGGAGGCGCGCGGGCGGACUUCCGGUCCUACUCCUACAGCGCCGGCGGGACGGGGCCGUCGUCCUACUCGUACAACCAGUACGAGUACGGAGGCCCGGGGGCGGGUGAGGAGGAGGUGAAGCGGAGCAAGUCGAAGCGGCGGUGGCUGGCGGACCCGGACAUGGACCGCAAGCGCCGCGUGGCGGCGUACAAGGCGUACGGCGUGGAGGGCAGGGUGAAGGGCUCCCUCCGCAAGAGCUUCAGGUGGGUCAAGGACCGCUACCUCGACCUCGUCUACGGUUGGUCCUGAUCCUCAGAGCACGCACACCACCGCUCUCCAUGGUUGUUGUUUGGCUCUCGUAGAUGUUGUUCAUCCUUCCUGGUGAUGUGAAACCAACCAGUACAGUGUAUGUAUUCAUGAGAUGUGUGACUCAAGAGGUUGUUUCAGACCAAA